GUGAUGGAAACAGUGCUUUACAGGUCUGAGUUGGUCCGUGUUCACUUAGUUAGGGUCCUAUAACUUAAACGAACGUUUCUUAUGUAAACUAUGAUAAUAGUGGUAUUGUGUUAAAUAAAGUAACAAUGCCGUCAUCUGUAGUCUUUGGUACGAACGAGAAAUGGCGCAUAAAUCGAAACAUAUUUGUACUCGGUUUCGCCUUCAUGAUCCACUUCACCGCAUUUCAUGGUACUGCUAAUCUUCAGAGCUCUGUUAACACUGAUGCAGCAGCGGGUACCUUCACAUUGGCUGCGAUAUACUUUUCGCUGAUCCUGUCAAAUAUAUUUUUGCCUGCCUUGGUUAUACAAUGGCUCGGCUGCAAAUGGACUAUGGCCUUAUCAUUCAUAGCAUACAUGCCGUUUAUCAUUGCUCAAUUCUACCCACAUCUUCACACCCUGGUGCCAGCUGGAAUGAUGGUUGGUUUUGGAGGAGGGCCGCUGUGGUGCGCUAAGUGUACUUAUUUAUCAGUCGUCGCAGAACCAUAUGCAAAGCUGUCAGGAGUAUCAGCGGAGGUGUUGGUGGUCAGGUUCUUCGGUCUUUUCUUCAUGUUCUAUCAAAUGGCGCAGAUUUGGGGAAAUCUUAUUUCCUCUUCAAUUUUAUCAUCCAGUCUUGGUGACGUCACAUUAUAUUCCAACGAAACCUACCUAAAUGCUGACGUCAUAGCCUCCUUUAACUACUCGAUACCAGCACCUGACUAUGGUGCUACGUGUGGUGUGAACUUCUGCAGCGGAAGUGAGGAACAUGACAAUUCAAAUUUAGAACCUCCCUCGCCGCUGAAAAUUCAGCUUAUAGCUGGUAUAUACCUGGCUUGUAUGCUCGCUGCUUGUGUCUUGGUAGCUAUAGGAGUUGAUUCAUUGUCCAGGUACAACACCGGCCGUCAGCCAACAGGCCAUGGCAAAUCUGGCCUGCAGCUGCUAGCUGUGACGCUGCGACAAUUACGCCAUAAGUACCAGUUAUUACUGCUUCCUGUUAUUGGCUAUAUCGGUGCUGAACAGGCGUUCAUGGCUGCUGAUUUCACUCAGGCUUUCGUAGGCUGCGCUUACGGCAUCCCAAACAUUGGUUUCGUGAUGAUUUGCUUCGGUGUGUUCAAUGCUUUAGCAGCUCCUGUCGCCGGUGCAGUCGUCAAAGUUACUGGAAGAUUUCCAGUCAUGUUAACCGCCUUGCUCCUAAAUCUCUGUCUUUUGACGGCCCUUCUGCUUUGGAGACCAGACCCCGAACAAUGGCUGAUGUUUUACUUCUUGGCAGCCAUUUGGGGGACGGCUGAUGCUGUAUGGCUGGUACAAGUUAAUGCUUUGUCUGGUAUCUUAUUCCCUGGUGAUGAGGAAGCGGCCUAUUCAAACUUCAGGCUGUGGGAGGCGACCGGCAGUGUGCUGUCAUACGCAUCAGCUCCAUAUCUCUGUGUUCGCACAAGAUUAUACGUCCUCCUGGGUUUGCUGUUAUUGGGUUUCUCUGGAUAUACAACCAUCGAAGUGAUGGAGUACAAAGUAAAGAAACGUCACCACCAAGAGAGGAACUUCGAACUAGUCACGAAAACUGAGCAAGAUUAAUCCUUUGCCUAUGGUUUUUUAGUAGGCGCCUAAAUUUAAGAGUAAACUGAGCAAGAUUAAUCCUUUGCCUAUGGUUUUUUAGUAGGCGCCUAAAUUUUAAAGUAUUUUUAUACUGACAUUGUGAAUCCAGACUUCUUUAACGAUAAGUGAAUUUAUAAAUGUGUUUAUACGCGAAAAGUAGCAGCUACAAUAGUAGAGGAAAGUGUGACUGAAAUCUAUAGAUAUUAUUUUGAUAUCUCAACAUUGAUAUUAAAAAGGUCACAAUUUACCUUUACCCCCUUAUUUAUUUACGUUCUCAAACAUCAUACAUGUUAAAAUAAGGAUAAUCAAAUACUUAUGGAAAUAUGUUAAAAUAUAUACACGUGUGAAAAUGACAUGAGAACUUAAGAACCAUGCCAUGAACCAGGUCCAUGCUACUUCCUGUAUUGCACACCCCUCCGAGGGAACUCUUUGUCUCGAAUAAGUGGCAUGGGUCCAGGCAGCAGCAACAACAAAGCAAAAGAAAACAAUAUUAGUAAAUAAUUAUUAACGAUGCAAGGUUGCUAAAACUACCGCUAACGAAAUAUCUCUAUGGAGUUGCUGAUAAUGUCGGCUGAGUUUUUAUCAUAACAGUCCAUUUUCAUAACAGUUUUUCAGUCAUUUUACUCCUUUUUAUUUGUUGAAUAAAAACUAAAUCUAAUUGCACUCACUAAAAUGCUAUCAUCAUUUUCUGUUAAAUUGUGUUUACGCUGUGAAGAAAAGCGAUAUUUACUUAAUUAAAUAUUGUUGGCGCCGAUUUUUAUUAC
Pieris napi is the source of this 2371-nucleotide messenger RNA. Its product is annotated as UNC93-like protein. Gene Ontology annotation, cellular component: striated muscle dense body; plasma membrane. NCBI's taxonomy places the organism in Eukaryota, Metazoa, Arthropoda, Insecta, Lepidoptera, Pieridae. Gene Ontology annotation, molecular function: potassium channel regulator activity. Gene Ontology annotation, biological process: regulation of potassium ion transport; regulation of muscle contraction. Bases 126 to 1586 code for a protein of 486 amino acids. The record is from RefSeq and is a predicted model, not a curated record. The transcript has 11 exons.